Messenger RNA from Myripristis murdjan (pinecone soldierfish), 7636 nucleotides. RefSeq names its product inositol hexakisphosphate kinase 1 (gene ip6k1). Bases 479 to 2119 code for a protein of 546 amino acids. Gene Ontology annotation, cellular component: cytoplasm; nucleus. The record is from RefSeq and is a predicted model, not a curated record. The transcript has 10 exons. Gene Ontology annotation, molecular function: inositol hexakisphosphate kinase activity. NCBI's taxonomy places the organism in Eukaryota, Metazoa, Chordata, Actinopteri, Holocentriformes, Holocentridae. Gene Ontology annotation, biological process: phosphatidylinositol phosphate biosynthetic process; inositol phosphate biosynthetic process.
CCAAGUAGCUAACGUUAGCAGAGCAGAGUUUUUACUGUACCACCGUUAGCCGCGCUAGCCGCUAGAUGUAGCCGCUCCUGGAUGUUUUUCCAGCCGUUUAUGAGUUAGGAUACCGGGGACAGACGUUCAUGAGCCCCUCCGAUCACUAAAACGCAACCACGCUGACCCCCACCGAGUCAGUUCAGUGUCCAGCGGGUGUUACCGACAGUCGAAAGUGGGGACCCUGCCUAAGUGAGACCACGCCCUCCCUGCCCCCGGCCCCUCCCACCUCCCCGUCAUCCUGAUUGGGUCCCUGGUGGCGGUGGAUUGGAGCGCUCUGAUUGGAGGGUUUGUGAGGUGGUUAUCCGGUCUGGCGCCGCCUCCCCCCGGGGCCGGCGUGCGCUCCCAGCAGCCCGUGGUGCCCUGCACCCCCCCCUCCCCAUCGCUGCGCACCAGAGCCCAUGCCCACGGAGGAGGCGCGGUGCGGCCGCCAGGAGCCAUGUGCCUCCCUCACACCAACAACAUGGAGAGCAAGCUACAGGGGGCGGGGCAGGGGGGCGGGGCUUCGCUGGGACCACGAGGAGGAGGCGUUCCUCUGGAGCCCUUCGUACACCAGGUGGGCGGUCACACCAGUAUGAUGCGCUACGACGACCACACAGUGUGUAAGCCUCUGAUCAGCAGAGAGCAGCGCUUCUACGAGUCUCUGCCUCCGGAGAUGAAGGAGUUCACACCGGAGUAUAAAGGCGUGGUGCUGGUGUGUUUUGAAGGCGACUCGGACGGCUACAUCAACCUGGUGGCCUACCCCUACGUGGAGAGCAACCUGGAGGGGGGCGGGGAGCACGAGGAGCGCGACCCUCCCGAGAGGGAGCAGCCGAGGAGGAAACACUCUCGCCGCAGCCUCCACCGCUCCUCCUCCUGCUCCGAUCACAAGGAGGAGCGGCUGGAGCGGAGGGAGGCGCAUGAUGGCGACAGUUCUGACAACCUGGCGGAGCUGAAGAGUCCCAGGCUGGACCUCCAGAUCCAUUCAGAUAUUCCCUUCCAGAUGCUGGACUGGAACAGCGGUUUGAGCUCGGAGAAGAUCAGCCACAACCCCUGGAGUCUCCGCUGCCACAAGCAGCAGCUCAGCCGCAUGAGGUCUGAAUCCAAGGACCGCAAGCUCUUCAAGUUCCUGUUGCUGGAGAACGUGGUUCACCACUUCUCCUACCCCUGCAUCCUGGAUCUGAAGAUGGGCACCAGGCAGCACGGAGACGACGCCUCCGAGGAGAAGGCCGCCAGGCAGAUGAAGAAGUGUGAGCAGAGCACUUCAGCCACACUGGGAGUCAGAGUCUGUGGCAUGCAGGUGUACCAGAUGGACACCGGUCACUACCUCUGCAGGAACAAGUACUACGGCCGCGGCCUGUCGAUCGAAGGCUUCCGUCACGCGCUCUACCAAUACAUGCACAACGGCCAGGGUCUGAGGCGGGACCUCUUUGAGCCAAUCCUGAGCAAGCUUCGCAGCCUGAAGGCGGUGCUGGAGAGGCAGGCGUCCUACCGCUUCUACUCCUCCUCACUGCUCAUCAUCUAUGAGGGAAAGGAACCCGAGGGCCCGGCGGUCCCCAACACUGAGCAGCAUGCAGCCUGGCAGAAGAGUCCCUCGGCCCCCGCAGAUCCUCACGGCGGCUCCUGGCCGGGCGCGCCGCAGCCCCCCGAGGCCCCGCCGCAGCUCACUUCCUGUGAAAAGGACAAGAUCCGGGAGCCGGGGCCGGGGCCGGGCUCGGGGUCAGGGGAGGGGUCAGUAGAGGGGUCAGGGGUAAGCUUUCCCCCACAGGGACCUGGACUGACGGCUGAGAUCCCGCCCUCCCCUCACCCUCCCCCUCAGGCUCCGCCCACCAUGACAGACUGCAACCCCAGCAUCCUCCCCUGUCUCCCCCUGCCACCAAUUUUGUUUCCCCUCCUCCUCAAACCAACCCGCAGCUCACCGCCCCCCCCGCCCCAGCAGCCCCCCCUGGUGGACGUUCGCAUGAUCGACUUCGCCCACUCCACCUUCAAGGGUUUCCGCGGCGACACGGCAGUGCACGACGGCCCGGACCGGGGUUAUGUGUUCGGACUGGAGAGUCUGGUCCGCAUCCUGGAAGGCCUGCGGGACGACAACCUACUGUAGCUCCCAACACACACACAUACAUGCACACACACACACACACACACACACACACACACACACACACAGUGGUAAAACAGCAUGACAGAUUGUGGAAAGUUAGUCCAGGUCAGAGCCAUACACAGAUGUAGUUAGUCCAGGUUGUGCUAGCAGUGUUAGCUGUAAAUAUAGAAUAGUGUCCUCAGUAACAUCGUCACGGCAACAUGGGCACUCUAAAGUCCAGCUGGUUACUAUAGCAACGGUCAUGAAGCAGGACUGUAAAGCCGAAAUGGCCGCUGCUGCAAACUGCAGUGAAGAAACUCUUCUACAGUAUCUAGGGCUCUGCACAGUAUAUACACAAACACAUAAAACUCACACACACACACACACACACACACACACACACACACACACACCCACCCUGGGAAGACCGUUUGGCUGUGGAGCAGUUUUAGAGGACAAUGCAACAGAAUGGAUUGGGUUUCUUCUCUGACAGACUGAUUGGCUGCAUCCCAGGGACCGCCCACAGAAAUUGGCAAACACCCACAUUAACCCCCACCAAACUCCCUAAACACACACACACACACACUCAUACACACACACACUAACACACACACACACACACACGGACACUCCUCCCUUCUCGUCCUCCCACCGAUCCAUUUGGACCCGGCAGAGCCGCACCAGACCACAGAGGGGCCGGAGAGCGCCGGGACAGGAAGCUGGACGGUCUCUCUGAAACACACUCAGUCACACGUCCAAACGUCCGUUAAGGCAAAGACACACGGCGACUUUUUUCAGGCAAUGCAGACGGGCAACGUUGGCGAUUGGCAGAACUUACAACAGCAAAGUGGGUCUCGGUGGUAGGCUGUAAAGAGCAAAAAACUAUUAAUUUCCACAACUUUAUAUAUACAUUUUGAGGGAGGGGGGAUAAUUCGGCGUCCUGUAUCUGUAAAAGUGUCUCAUUUAGUCAAACAAGGCCUUCAGUUCCUGCUGUCCUUCCAGAACGUCCCGCCAUCCGGUUUAAUGCUGUUACCUAUCACUCUGGAAGCUCGGUGUUACUUUUCCAAAUUGUGUCUAAUCUCAUUUCGGAGCUCCUCAAAGUAAAUUGCUCACAAGUCUGUCAGCAGGAUUGCCCACAAUGCAUUGCCUGAAGACGUUACCGUGUAUCCCGGCCUUCAAAGUGCCGAUUGGUUCCAGGCUGAUGGCAGCUGUUAGCCAAUGGCCUUUGACUUCAGGUUUGUCCAUUUAUGUUUCCUUUGAGCAAGCUCCAGAAGGCAGCCGUGACAGCGCUGCCCCCUGGUGGGCAGGAACAGGAACCCAGCCACACAGAUGGAAAAAGGGUGUUUUUUUUUUUUUUCUUCCCCCCCAUUUGGUUUCCAAGAGAGCAAAGGUGAAUAUUUAAUUUUAUUUUAUCAAGGUAAUCAUUUAUUUUUUUAUUGUACCUUUAUCCAUACACGGGGGAUUCACGGAAAACGUUUUAUUUUGCAUACCUCCCCCAUGUACAAAGUGUAAACAAUUUAGAGAAGAACCGAACUGCAUCAGCGAGACAGAGAAUAUGAAAAGUGAGCAGGGGCGGCGUCGUGUGAGCUAACAUUCGUCUUUUUUUCUGUUGCUGUCGACUCGUGUCCGGUCUCAUGGAUUCACUAUCAACAACUGGCUGUCAGCUUUGGAUUGCAGGUUCUCCCUCUGUCUCUGUGUGUGUGUGUGUGUUUUUUUUUUUUUUUUUUUUAAUAAACAGUUACAGCAACAGAAAUGAGACCAGCGUUAGCUCACCGAUCCUCCGCCUGCUGACUGCAGAGGAGUUGUAGCUCUAGAGAAAAGCUUUUUUGCAAAUGGCCGUCAGAGCAGACGAGGUGGCAGCCGGAUGCAGAAACCACUGUGAGCCGUCGGGUUUGUCUCACUGCAACAUGGAUGGGAUUUAAAGAGCUGCUCUCACGUGACUUUUUGUCCCAAAGCGGUGUGUUUAUAAUACUGUAAUCUGUGUCUGCUCAGCUUGAACUGGGCUGUUGUUGGAAUAGAGGGCAUGCUGCCUCCAUGUGGCCAGGUGCAGUAUUGCAAGGAGACACGUUAAUCAGGUCAGGGAAUGUCUGAGAGCAAUAAUCCGGUUUCCACCACAAGGCCAUCAUCAUUGAUCAAAGCCAUUUGUCUCGAAGAUUGAUUUUUUUUUUCUUUUUUUCAGCAAUUUCUGCAGCUGAAAUCAGCAUCUUGACUGUUUCCAGUGGGUGUUGUAAGUGAAAGUCAGAUGUCACAGCACUGCCAGUGUCCCUGAUUCAUUAGGAGCGCUGGCACAGGGACUAAUAAACCAUUUUUUUCCUGCUCAGAUGUAAGCAGGCCCUGCGUGGCCCUGCAGUGAAAACACAGCUGGCAGAGCAGAAGGCAUUGACUCAGAGUCAGCAGCCGUCCUCGCAGCGCUGUCACUGCUUUUCAGUCACUUUAACCACGUCGUACAGAAGGACAGCAGCGGUUUUGUUUUGGCGUUGAGAGGAGCUGACAGCUUCCUCGGUCGCACACGCCGACACGCCGGGUUCAGACGCUUCCUAUGUGGUGCGCAGAGGCAGGGCGUGCAGCCUCCAUCGAUCCCUGAAGGGAAAUCGUCUGAGUCUCCAUGCCCGGUCUCACGGCCUGUCCGACUUUAACACGAGCUCCCGCAGAGUCUUGAAGGGUUUAAGUCUCUCGAUGCAAAACCUACAAGAGCUCUGGUUUGAACUGACGGUGCCACACGCCGGUCAGAUGAGUUUAAGGGAGAAGCAUCGAAAAAACAUAAACAAAACAAGUAAAGCAGCUGUUUUUCUUUUUUAUUUCCUGUCGUUUCCAUAUCUUUUAUCGUCUGAAAACAGAUCUGGGUUUUCUAUGAGAUGGUUGUGUGGCUUUUUAUUUGAUUUGGUUCGUAAAAUCACGUCACGUCUCGUCCUCACGCUGCGUUAAAACGCGCCGGUGACGCCGCCUGCGGUCCGCCAGGCCUCGGAGCUCAGGGCGCCGAGACUCCACCGUCGUUGUCUUUUGUCUCUCCUCUGAUUCAUAUUGAAUCAUUUCAUCUGCCGUUCAGUCUCUGUAAAGCUCAUUUUUCUCCCAACAGGCGUCCAAAAAAAUCUGCCAGCAGGGGUUUCAUAAUUCCUUUGACUUCAGUACAAUUCAAAGGUGAAUUAAUUUAUUUUUUAUUUUUAUCUGGAGAUGGGUUGGAGAAAUUUCUUGAAACCUGUAAAUGAUACAUGGGAAACACAGAUGAUCACACUCCAUCAGCCAGACAUUGUUUUUUCUCUCUUUUUUUUAUUUUUUAUUUGUGAGGCAGAAUAUAGAACAACAUGCUGGAUUUUGUUCUUUUUUUUUGUUGGAUCCACACACACUGAUUUUAACCCUCUGGAGGACGGUUAACAAGGUGGAUUGCAUGCUUUUUUCCAUUUCUGCUUUAUUUGAGAGCACAGUUAAGAGAGAUGCAUCCAACAUAGUUUCUUGUCCAGAUUCAAACCCGUCACACUGCAAGUACAGUCACAUGGUUACACACCUUUUUAUUCCGUUGAGCCACCGGGACGUCCCAACAAGCCUUUUUCUCCUCCAGUUCAGAGUUUUCUCAAACCGAGCAACUCAAUAAUGAGCAGUAAGGUUGAUCAUUUCCCCCCCUUAUGCCCCUAAAAGUUUUUUUUAAUUGAACAUAAAACACAUUCCUGUUUUAAAAGUCUGUCGUCGGCAGUUUCACAGAGAAUGGCAGGGUAAAGUUUUAGUUUUAAGUUUUUUUGUGAACUUUUUAAAGCCGUUAGCUUGCAGCUCAGCCUGUGAACGUGCACCGCAGCAGAGCCUCUGGAGGUCACUUCAUCCAGCGCUCACAUGUGAAGUCUUGAAACUUUAAUCAGCCCUGAAAACUGGGUCAAAAUGUCGCUGAAACGAGAAUCUGCCACUGGAGUUUGGUCAUUUCACUUUAGUUUGAGUAAGGCUUCAACAGCUGCUGUUUGGUGUCUUUUUAAAUGUCUUCCCCCCUGCCCUCCCUAAAAACAGAGUUUAUUCACUGUUUCCCCAAGAAUUUCAGCUCAAUCCAGGUGGAAAAGCCUCUGAAACGGCAGCCGGCCAACAUGAGGACUGAAACUGUCAGGCACAGUUUGCUGCAGUCUGAUUAAAAAGUCACUUCAGACUCGGCGAGUUUAGGUUUCACAGCUUCCCAGCGUGGCAUCCAUUAAAUCCAUAAUGUAAUAAAACAGCACCAUAUCUGGAAAAGGCCAGUAUCUGUAGUAGGACAAAUUUCAUGACCAUAGCCUAACUGUAUUUAUAAAAAGGCAUUUGGCUCCACAGGGCAGGAGAUUUCUUUAAGUUGAACUGGAGACAGGUGGAAUCAGCCUCUCUGUACUGGCAGUUUUUUUCACUCCAGUUAGUUGAGGAAAAGUGAAAUCUAAAAACUGAAUAUGAGACUAAACAACCAAAAUUUUCAGUGUAAUCAGUGUAGAAAGUUCAAGAGCAGCUUCCCGUGUCCGCGUGUCCCGUGUCGUCACGUCAGCCCUGGUUCAGUGUUCGAGUCGACUCAGAUUUCAUGCUUUUAUCUCCCCUUUUUCAGAUUCUGUUAAAUUAACAGUUCAAUACAUUUUGACAUAAAAACAAAGAAGUGUAACGUUAGCUCACGCGACUGACGCCCCCUGCUGGUCACGUUCAGCAUCACCGUGAUGCCGAACGGUACUAAAAUUCAGAUAAAAUUCAGAUUUUUUUUAAAAAAAAUUUCUUGCAAAUUUUUUUUUCUUCCUAGUGACCCCAAGUGCACUGCCGUUGUGGACAGAUAGUUGCAUUUAAAAAACAAACAAACAAAUAAAAAACCUGCAACCACAAUUUUGCUCUUUUGGAAAAAUCUAUUGAAAUAAUUUUCAGUUUCUACGGAAAAAAAUUCGCACGACCAGGCAGUUUAUUUAUUUUAUUUUGACGGUCAGCUGCGGACAAAACAGCAGGGCCAGCGUGACAAAUCCCCCCGCCCCACUACACGAUUAAAAAAAUCAAAUCAAAAAUUCCUCCGAUCCACCAUGAGUCUGGGAAGAGAUAAAUGUUUGGAAAAGGUUUGAUUUCAGAUGUUUAUAUGAAAUAAAAUCCAUCCGCUGGGUCUUCAGGUAUGUUAGUGUGUGAGGUGAGAAACAUCCGCCGUGGAAACGAGGCCAGGGGGUUUUAAUCACUUUCAGGAUGUUUUUUUUUUUUUUUUUUCUUGUAUCGUGAUCUGCGUGGCUCGGCCUCACCUCAGGCCCGGAGCAGCCGCUGCACUCGUCUGGUUUCUCUGCAGCCCGAAUGCGCUUGUCAAUCAAAAGGGACGAGGUGUGCGUGAGUGUGUGAGUGUGUGUGUGUGCGUGUGUGACUGGUCUCCUCGGUGGUGAUGUCAUCUGGCUCUCCAUAGAUGUGAGAAGAGAUUAUCUUGUAGAAAAAAAAAAAAGACAGAAACAAAUAUUAUCACCCCCAAAGUAUCUUUUUUUGUUUUCCUUUAUUGUUGUUGCAUGGAUGGAUAUUUUUUUAAGAAUUAUAAUAUGACAUCUUUAUGACAACUUUGAAUGUGAGCUAUAAAACAUUUAUUUAAGAAAA